AUGGAGAAGAUUACCGACAAGAUCGCGGCGCUGCCCGCGGGCAGCGACUACUUCUCGCUCGAGUUCUUCCCUCCCAAGACUGCCAUGGGCUUCGCCAACCUGCGCAGCCGUCUAGAUCGCAUGGCGCGAGCUCUGCGUCCCCUGUUUGUUAAUGUCACAUGGGGCGCCGGCGGCUCUACAGCAACAAAGUCCCUUGAACUGGCUGAAAUCUGCCAGCGCGAGCUCGGGUUGACGACCUGUCUCCAUCUCACCUGCACCAACAUGAGCCGCCAUCUCAUCGACAAAGCUCUUGACGAUGCGAAAGCCCUUGGCAUCUGCAACAUUCUUGCCCUCCGGGGCGAUCCUCCACGGCGAUCCGAGUAUCAAGAUUUGACUGACCCAGAUGCGGACGGCGAGGAGUUCAACUGGGCUGUCGAUCUGAUCCGCUACAUCCGCAAGAGGCAUGGCGACUAUUUCUGCAUCGGCGUAGCCGCCUAUCCCGAAGGACAUGCUGAUGAAAGCCACCCGCUUGGCCAGAGCCUGGAACACGACCUGCCCUAUCUGGUCGAGAAGGUCCGGGCUGGCGCCGACUUCAUUAUGACCCAGUUGUUUUUCGACAUUGAUGCUUACGGGCGUUUCGAAGAAACACUGCGUAGCCACCCGAGUGGCGCUUUUAAGAACAUCCCCAUCAUACCGGGUCUGAUGCCCAUUCAGAGCUACCAGAUGAUCAAGCGCACCACCAAGCUCAGUCAUGCCAAGAUUCCCGAGUCUAUGUCUGCCCGCCUGGACGCCGUCAAAACCGAUGACGAGAAAGUCAAGGCGGUAGGCGUCGACAUUCUCAGCGAACUUGUCGAGCAGAUUAGGGAGAUCAAGAGUAGGACCGCGGCAGAACAGCCGCGUGGCUUCCAUUUUUACACUCUGAAUCUCGAGAAGGCUGUCACCUUUAUCGUCGAGCGUACCGGUCUCCUGACCCCCGUUACUCCAUCCGAAGAGAACGAAAGCGCGAUCGAUCUGAACCCGCUUCCAGAAAUAAACCUCCUCCGUGUCGAUGUCAACGGUGCCAACGCAGCUCAGGCUGAUCUGCGUCGUAGGAAGGCCUCGAUCGGCUCUGACCCCCACGAUCGUGUUAUCGUUCCCGGUCGCUCACCCUCACAUCCUGACUACGAAGCAACUGCGCUGGAAGCAUCUUUGCCAGCGGAGCCCAUCAACACACGCGCUAACACACUUGCCAUCUCUGAGGGCGAGGGCGUUCUUGGCCGCGAAGCCACCUGGGAUGACUUUCCUAAUGGUCGUUGGGGAGAUGCUCGCUCGCCCGCCUACGGUCAGAUCGACGGCUACGGCGUCAGCCUGCACGUAACCGUCCCGAAGGCUUUGCAGUUGUGGGGCCGGCCAACCACAGUCCAGGAAGUUAACGACAUCAUGAUCCGACACCUGCGUGGAGAGCUCGAGACGAUCCCCUGGAGCGAGGAAAGCUUUUCCCCAGAAACGGACAAGAUUCGUGAGCGACUGAUUGCCUUAAACGCAAAGGGUUGGUGGACGCUUGCCAGUCAGCCGGCCGUCAAUGGCUUACGGUCCACCGACGAGACCUUUGGCUGGGGCCCGCCCAACGGGUUCGUCUUCCAGAAGGCAUUUGUCGAGUUCUUCUGCCCGAGCAAGGACUGGACUGCUCUGCUCGAGAAACUGAGCAUCCCCGAGGUUCGCGAUGUUGUGUGCUUCUAUGCGACGAACUUGAGAGGCGACUUCAUCAGCUCGGAUACCCUCCGCCAGGCCGAGCGACAGCAAUCCAAGCCUGAGCAAUCAGCGACAUCUCAAAUACCGAGGGAUCAGCAACAACCCGACGAAGUAGCCUCAACCAAUGCAGUCACCUGGGGUGUCUUCCCCGGCAAGGAGAUCGUCACUCCGACCAUCAUCGAGGAGGUAAGCUUCCGCGCAUGGAGCGAAGAAGCCUUUGCCAUCUGGGGAGAAUGGGUCAAGAUCUACGAACGCGGUUCUGAGACGGCCAAGUUCUUAGAGAGCCUGCGCCGCGACUGCUGGUUGGUAAACGUGAUACAUCAUGAUUAUGUUGAUGCGGAGGCGUUGUGGGAGUUGUUACUUGGGUGA
This is a messenger RNA of Thermochaetoides thermophila DSM 1495, 2079 nucleotides long. Its product is annotated as methylenetetrahydrofolate reductase-like protein. Bases 1 to 2079 code for a protein of 692 amino acids. NCBI's taxonomy places the organism in Eukaryota, Fungi, Ascomycota, Sordariomycetes, Sordariales, Chaetomiaceae. Gene Ontology annotation, molecular function: FAD binding; methylenetetrahydrofolate reductase [NAD(P)H] activity. Gene Ontology annotation, biological process: tetrahydrofolate interconversion. Gene Ontology annotation, cellular component: cytosol. The transcript has a single exon. The record is from RefSeq and is a predicted model, not a curated record.